AUGAAGGUAAAGAUGAAGAAUAUUUUAUUGGAUAUGAUAAAUGGAUUAAAGGAAAAAGGUGUUAAAGAUGGAUUACAAUCUAUAAUUCAAAAUAUUAUUACUUUAGAUAAUAGUGUAAUGCUAUAUUUAAUUAUAACAGGAAAUAGUAUUAAAGCAACUUUUGAUAAAGAUGUAUUAACAGAGAUAUAUGCAUCUUUAAAUAAUAUUAACUAG
Funneliformis mosseae is the source of this 213-nucleotide messenger RNA. NCBI's taxonomy places the organism in Eukaryota, Fungi, Glomeromycota, Glomeromycetes, Glomerales, Glomeraceae. The record is from the annotation of a GenBank genome assembly.